This is a messenger RNA of Spathaspora passalidarum NRRL Y-27907, 2442 nucleotides long. RefSeq lists its product as uncharacterized. Gene Ontology annotation, cellular component: COPII vesicle coat; endoplasmic reticulum exit site. Gene Ontology annotation, biological process: intracellular protein transport; endoplasmic reticulum to Golgi vesicle-mediated transport; COPII-coated vesicle cargo loading. The transcript has a single exon. Gene Ontology annotation, molecular function: GTPase activator activity; zinc ion binding. NCBI's taxonomy places the organism in Eukaryota, Fungi, Ascomycota, Pichiomycetes, Serinales, Debaryomycetaceae. Bases 1 to 2442 code for a protein of 813 amino acids. The record is from RefSeq and is a predicted model, not a curated record.
AUGGACUUUGAAGCACGAGAAGACCAAGAUGGAGUCAGGCUCUCCUGGAACCGUCUUCCCAAGUCAAAGCUCCAACAUGACAGAAACAUUAUCCCCUUGGGUGCAUUGUACACUCCCUUGAACAACAAAGCCGACCCGAUGGUGCCAUUAUUGGAAGAUCCGUCGUAUCUUGUAUCCUGUCGUGGAUGUCGUACCAUCCUUAAUCCAUAUGUGUUUAUCAACAACGAAAUAUGGACAUGUCCUUGCUGUCUGUCGUCCAACCAACUCCCACCUUUAUUCGACGUCAAUGGAGUUCCCCAAUUACACCCCAGUGUUACUCCCGAAUAUUCCACAGUUGAAUAUAAAACGGGUAAACAGGCUCCAUUGCCUCCAAUUUUCUUUUAUGUCGUUGACACUUGUUUUGAAGAAGGUGAUCAGGAUGCGUUGGCCCAAUUGAAGGAAAGUUUAGUGGUGUCGUUAAGUCUUUUGCCGGAAGAUGCCCUUGUUGGGUUCAUCAGUUACGGGAAACAUGUUCGUAUCCAUGACUUGGCCAAUGGUGAUAAUGUAAGCUAUGGAUUCAAUGGAAGCAAGCAGUAUACUUUGGAACAAAUUCAGGCUUCCUUGGGUAUGUUACUGACUGGAUUAUCCAGUGCCGGUGCUGCUAGUGCUGGUGCUACCCAUGCAAGUGUGGAUACCAUUCUUGGCGUGGUCGGUAAGAAGUUCUUGACUCCAGUAAACAUUGGUGAAUAUCAAUUAACCAGGAUUAUUGAAUCGCUUACCCCUAAUUUGUUCCCUCGAGAUGAGUUUACUCAACGUCCAGAAAGAUGUACCGGUAGUGCCAUAAACAUUGCUAGUUUGUUAUUAAGAGCUAUCUUGGGAAAUCAUAUUAUUACUACUGGUGGACACCUUCUUGUGUUCUCUUCUGGAGUAUGUACUGUUGGCCCUGGGAAAAUUGUUGAUCAGGCGUUGAAGGAACCAAUGAGAUCGCACAAUGAAAUUGAAAAGUCGUACCAUUCCAUGCUUCCAACUACAUCCACAGCAAGUUCCAAUACCAAGUCUAACAUUUCUCUUUUCCAAAAUGCAAAGAAGUUCUACAAGGAAGUGACCAAGAAUUUAGUCAAGUUGGGCUUGAGUUGUAACUAUUUUAUUGGUAGUUAUGAUCAAAUUGGUUUAUUUGAAAUGGAUGAAGUUUGUUACAAGACUGGUGGGGUUGUUGUCAUGAGUGACUCAUUCACCACCACAAUUUUCAAACAGAGUUUCCUUAGAUUUUUCAAGAAAGAUCAAGACGAAUAUUUGGAUAUGGGAUUCAAUGCCACUUUGGAAAUCAAAACUUCUCCUGAUUUGAAAAUUGAAGGAUUGUUGGGUAAUGCUACCGCAUUGCCAUUUAAUAAAACCAUUACUCAUAAUAGCCGGAUGUUCUCCAUUCAUAACGAUUCCAAGAUUGGUGAGUCAGGAACCAACUCUUUUAAACUUUGUAAUGUUAAUCCACAAUCCACAUAUGCCAUUUUCCUUGAAAAGUUGGAUUCUUCUGGAGGUGCAUCUACUAUCCAAUUCCUAUUCCAUUAUCAGCACCCCAGUGGUGAGAUGAGGUUACGAGUAACUACCGUUGCAUUACCAAUCGUAGCCGAUUCUGACACACUCAACCUCGAACCAGGAUUUGACCAAGAAGCCGCACUUGUAUUAAUUGCCAGAAAAUCCAUAUAUAAGCUUUCUCCUGAAUGUUCUAAUCAAAUAACAACAGAGGUCCUCCUUAAACAAUUGGACCAAUUGCUUGUUGAUUUCUGUGCUCGAUUCGCUGUGUACACCAUGGCCCAGCCAGAACUGUUCCGUUUAAGUUCGAUUUACAAUCUUCUUCCUCAAUUCAUUUAUCAUCUUCGAAGAUCACCAUUCAUCAAUGUGUUUGGAAAUUCUCCUGAUGAAACCAGUUAUAUCAGACAUUUGUUUAUGCAUGAAGACACGUCGAACUCAUUAAUAAUGGUUCAACCAACAUUAUUAUCCUAUGACAUAAAUGACUGGAAUGAUGAAAAUACCGAACCGAUUCCCGUCAUGUUAGACUCGCUUAGUUUGGGGCCUUCCAAGAUUCUUCUCCUUGAUACCUUUUUCCAAAUCUUGAUUUACCACGGUUCGCAAAUCGCCGCGUGGAGAAAUGCUGGGUAUCAUGAACAAGCCGACUUUGCCUAUUUCAAGGAUUUCCUCGAGGCACCUAAACAAGAAGCAAUGAUUUUGCUUAUGGAUAGAUUCCCGUUGCCACGUUUCAUUGAUUGUGAUGAAAAUGGAUCCCAGGCAAGAUUCCUUAUGGCUAAAUUGAAUCCUUCCACUAACUACGCAUCCAAUGUUAACCAAUUUGUUGGUGGUGGUGUAGGAGGUACCAGCUCCUCUAGUCCUUAUGAUGUCCUCACUGAUGAUUUGAAUUUACAAACUUAUAUGGAACAUCUCCAGAGAUUAGUUGUUAAUAAGAAAUAA